This is a messenger RNA of Amphibalanus amphitrite, 1329 nucleotides long. RefSeq names its product elongator complex protein 4-like. Gene Ontology annotation, cellular component: transcription elongation factor complex; elongator holoenzyme complex; cytoplasm. NCBI's taxonomy places the organism in Eukaryota, Metazoa, Arthropoda, Thecostraca, Balanomorpha, Balanidae. The coding region runs from base 59 to 1144 and encodes 361 amino acids. The transcript is spliced from 9 exons. Gene Ontology annotation, biological process: tRNA wobble uridine modification. The record is from RefSeq and is a predicted model, not a curated record.
GAUCAGGCAUGCUCCUUCUUGAAACAAUGUCUUAUUUUUAUGUGAUUGGUGCAGUGCCAUGUCAAGCCUUCAGAAAUUAAAUGACAAUUCUCUGAAAGUCCAUGGCACAAAGCCAUCCUUGCAUUCAGGGCAGACUAUAGUGUCAUCUGGCAUACCAUCUCUAGAUCAUGUUAUUGAUGGAGGCAUACCACUUGGAUCACUGGUUAUUAUUGAGGAGGACCAGUACGGUGACUACGCCCACCUGGUGCUCAGCUACUUCAUGUCGGAGGCCGUCUGCAACUGGCACAGACUGCUGGCGGCCAGCCUGGACGCCGACCCUUCCAAAAUGAUCCUGGAGCUGCCCUCACCGGCUGAUGGCGAGGUGACGGCCGUUCGACCGCCAGCCGACGCCGCCGACCAGAGGAUGACGAUCGCCUGGAGGUACCAGGGCCUGCCGCAGCAGCAGGCGCCCGCCGCCGGCAGGUUUGGCCAGCAUUACGAUCUCAGUCGGUACAUUGAGAAGUCAGCCAUCGAUGCCAUGGAUAUAUCGCUAUGGCCUGAGGAAGAACCUCCCGGUAAUGACUACGCGGCCGCCUCUGACCGUCUCGGUUCCCUGCUGGCCGCCUGUGACCGGCUGGCGUCCGGUGCCGAGCCCGACACGGGCCCCACGGUCCGCCGGCUGGCGGUCCGCUCGCUGGGCUCUCCGCUGUGGUCGGCGCCACCCGAGCGGGUGGUGCGCGCGUGCCACUUACUCAGGGCGCUACUGAGGGUCACCGGCGCUGUGGCCAUGGUCACCGUGCCCACACAUCUCUGGACGGACGAGGCGCUGGUGGCGCGGCUGCGGCGGUGCGCCGACAUCUCUAUCGGCCUGGAGUCGUUCCAGGGAACUCCGGCGGCCGAGAGCCCGGCCUUCAGCGAGUACCACGGUCUGGUACAUGUCCACAGACUGUCGGCCCGUAACGUCCUGGCUGCCCGCUACCCGCGGCACCCCGACCUCGCCUUCAAGGUCCGGCGGAAAAAGUUUUCAGUUGAGACUCUACACCUGCCACCUGAGCUCUCAGAGACAGCCAGCCGGUCUCAGGAGGAUGACUCGGCACCGGCUCGGAAGGGCCGACCGAGCGCCGGGUGCCAGGCUGCCCGACCCGGCGCGCCGCUCGACUUCUGAGAGGGACCGAACGGAUCACUGAAAAAGGCAGGCUCGGACCCGCCGGUCGCGAUGGGGGAGGGGACUCGUGGUGGGGUAAUGUGCCGAUCAUCGUGUCAGCUGUAUUGCUGUGCUCUUUUUGGGAUCUUGUAUGACCAUUACACAGCGCCUUGUGAUAAGAUAAUAUAUUGUAAAGCACUUGACAA